AUGGCAUUAAAUCUCUGUUUGACUUUUCGUAUGUCACAGAGUCUGUUCCGAUCUUCACGCGGUGGAUAUGGAAAGAUUUUCUAUUCCAUCUGGGUUAUUUCGGAGCCUGUGGGAACGCGAUGCAGGGACAAGGGCCUUCUCAAGAAAACAAAUUAUAACUUGUCUCCGUUUAUCGAGAGGAGUGUGAAUACAACAAAACGGCUGAAUAAGAAAGAGAAGGCUCUCGCCCUUUUCGGUUUCUAUAACCCUGCAGUGGAUAACCUCGAGGUGAUGUUCCGUUACGGUAACAAAAUGCUUCAGAGAAUGCAUAUUGCAACACUAUGUAGAGACAAUGUGGUAGGUCCUGAAGUCAUUAAUGCUUGGGGAAUGUAUUUGAAUAGCAAUGAGGAGUUCAAGGCAGAUACAUUGCCAACAAGAUUCUUUGCUUCAGUCGAAAUUUGCUCGGAAUCGAUUCUGCAACCGCCAAGUAGUUGGACCUUCAAAAGACGCCGAGAUAUAUUUGUUAGACUUCUAUCGGAUGAACUAACCACGCCGCAGCUGUUAUUUGUAACAACCAUAGAUUUGUUCUUUUUCCCUGUUUUUAGAGUGAUGAAUUUUUUCCUGGUGUGCGUCGACCUAAAAAAAGAGAAGGUGUACGUCUUAGACAACAGGAAUGAGGCGCAAAUGCAUUGCCGAGCUGAAAAAUAUAUGUCUGCAAUUGAUGACGUGAAGCAAAUCCUUGGAGACUAUUUUGGCUCUAUGGGUCAUGUGCACAAGAGCACCAUUGUGAAACGCACAAGGAUGAUGAUACCACCGUUGAAAUAG
This is a messenger RNA of Salvia miltiorrhiza (redroot sage), 804 nucleotides long. RefSeq lists its product as uncharacterized. The transcript is spliced from 6 exons. The record is from RefSeq and is a predicted model, not a curated record. The coding region runs from base 1 to 804 and encodes 267 amino acids. Lineage: Eukaryota; Viridiplantae; Streptophyta; Magnoliopsida; Lamiales; Lamiaceae.